AGAAAGAAAAAAAAUAUUUAUUUAUUUGUCUUCUCCAACAGUUUAAACCCUUAGAACGUUUAAACCCUUCACUUCUCCGCCAUCGUGUCCUUCCUCAUCCACCGGCUGAACAAAAUUCCCUGAACCGAAAAACCGACGAACGAAGCAAAUCAUUUGAACCGUUUCAAAGUCCAUGGAAGAAGAUCAUACGGAACCAUUCAAGGAUGGUUCGGACCUCUGCCAGCAGCUCAUGGACCGUUACGCCAACUCCUCCGCGCCGCAGCAUCGCCAUCUCAUCGCCACCGCCGCCGCCCUUCGCUCCAACCUCGCCGCCGAGUCCCUCCCCCUCACGCCGCCCGCCUACUUUGCCGCCGCCAUCUCUGCCCUCGACGCCGCAGAAGCACUGGACCCCGUGGCACUCUCCGCGCUCAUCUCCUUCAUGGUCAUCACCCUUCCCCUCGUGCCGCCCGGCGGCAUCGCGGCGCCAAAGUCGCGUGAGGCGGCGGAAAUAGUUGUAGCAGUGCUGGCGAGGGAGGGGGAAGGGUUGGGGGUUUCGAGCGUGAGGGCCUUAGUGAAGUGCUUGGGGGUUUUGAUUGGGUUUUGUGACUUGGAGGAUUGGGAUGGAAUCAAAUUAGGCUUUGAAACAUUGGUCAAGUUUUCCAUUGACAAGCGCCCAAAGGUACGCAGAUGCGCUCAAGAAUCUGUUGUGAAGGCUUUCAAGUCUAUCAAAUCCUCCACUGUUACCAAGGAAGCUAGCAAGUUGGUUUUGUCAGAGCUGAAAAGUUGCAGUGCUUUGGCGAUGAAAUUAAAUGCUUUAAGGACUGUUGAUGAGUGUAAAGAAGAUAAGGUUUUGAAACAUGAACACCUGGAGGUCCUACAUGUACUGAAUUUAAUUAAUCUGAUCGCUCCACAUCUUUCAGCAAAAGUUAUUCCUAAAGUUCUUUCAGAAGUGCAUAAAUUAUUUGGUUCUCAGUACUUGGAACUUACAAGGCAUGUUCUUAAAACUAUUGAAGCUAUUUUUGAAGCUUCAAAAGUCCGAAAUAUAGUCCUAGAGACAGAGGGCAUUGUAGUUUCUCUUGCUUCAUUAGUAUCUUUGGGAGAUAAUAAAUCCUUGGAUACUGUGAUUUUUGCUGCAACCUUAUUAAGAUUUGCAAUGGACUCACUUUAUACUGGACAAUCAAGCUUGUGGAUCAAGAAUCUUCCUCUAGUUUGUGAAUCUGUGAUGGGUCUUCUAACUUUUGAGGGAAACACUGCUUCCCAGACUUCAAGAAUUUUGAGUGAUGUGCUCAAGCAUCAUGUUGGUUCCCAAAGCUUAUUAAUUGGUACAGAUCAAAUAUCUCAUGAUAGUAUUCAGGAAAGUGUGGAAGGCAAUGCAAUAAAAUCGACAUGUGCAGUUUUUGAGAAUGCUCUUUCUGCUACUGAUGGAAUUCCAAAUGAGCAUGUUUUGUCUGUCAUAUCUGUUCUAUUUCUUGAGUUUGGAAAAUUUUCAUUUGUGUUCAUGAGGAAUAUUGUGCUUAAACUUGCUGACUUGAUUCAAAUACUUGGAGGCAAGGUUCAAAAUGAGCAUCUUCAGAAAUGCAUUGGGUCUGCUGUUUUUGCUAUGGGAGCAGAGAGAUUUCUUACACUUGUACCAAUAUCUCUUAAUGAAGACAGAUAUAAUUAUUCAAAUAUUUGGCUAGUACCAAUCUUGAAGCGCUAUGUUACGAGCGCAUCACUUGCUUACUACAUGGAGCAUAUCGUGCCUCUUGCCAAGUCCUUUAAGAAGGCUAGUCGUAAAGUCAAAAAGUCAGGGAUUAGUCAGGAUUUGCUGGCUCAUGCUCAUGAACUGUUGGGAUUGCUACCUAGCUUUUGUCGUCAUGCAACUGAUACUUACCAAAGUUUUACUCAUCUCUCUGAUGUCCUUGUUACUUUCCUUAAAAAGGACUCUUUCAUGCACGAAAAUGUUUCCAUGGCAUUACAGAUUCUUGUGAAUGAAAACAAAGCUGCCCUUAGCCCUAAAAAGAACAAGGAAGAUUGCCUUGCUGAAUAUGAAUUUUUGUUAGAGUUCAGUGCGCAACCUGCUUAUUCAAAGAAAGCUGCAGCCAAAAACAUAAAGUCUUUAGCAUCUUGUUCGAAUCAGUUGCUUAAUGUUUUAUCAGAUUUAUUUAUCAAUUCACUCCCUGAAAUGCGGUUUUAUUUAAAGGGAGCAAUUAGUUGCCUGGCUUCUAUUGCUGAUUCUUCUGUAACUACAGAUGUUUUUGUGUCUCUGCUUAAGAGGUUCCAAUUUGUAGAUUGCAAAGGGGAAGCUGAAAUAUUGACAAGUCACAGCGGAGUUUUAGAUAGUGAUCAAAGUGAUGUGAAGGGAUAUUCUCAGAGGUGCCUGAUAUUGGAAAUAGCAUCUUGUCUUGUGGAAGGAGCCAAGGAUAAUCUUGUUGAGAUUAUUUAUGCUUUAACUAUACAUUCAUUUGAGACAACUGAUGAGAGCGUUCAUCAUGAAGCAUACAACACACUGAGCAAAAUUUUGGAGGAGCACCCAUCCUUUUCUUCUCCUAGAUAUAUUGAGCUAAUUGAUAAAUUACUUGGUCUAAAACCUCCAACUUCUAUUCCAUCUCUUAGGAGUCGGUAUGCUUGUUUCUGCAUGUUGAUGGUACAAGCAGUGAAGAUUAGUUUAGAAGAGGAGGAACAGUCAAAGGCUUUUCUUAUUCUCAAUGAAAUCAUUCUCACGCUAAAAGAUGGAACUGAUGAAGCCAGGAAAGAAGCUUAUGAUUUACUCUUAAAUAUAAGCUCUAGCUUGAGAGAUUCAUCAUUUGAUGGUUCUAUUGAAUCAUAUCAAAAACUAGUAAGCAUGAUAAUGGGAUAUCUUUCUGGUUCGUCUCCCCAUAUAAAAAGUGGAGCAGUGUCUGCUCUGUCUGUAUUGGUAUACAAGGAUACAAAUCUUCUUGUCUCUGUUUCUGAUCUAGUUCCUUCCCUUUUAUCUUUGCUGCAAACCAAAGAUGUGGAAAUAAUAAAAGCUGUCUUGGGCUUUGUUAAAGUGAUGGUCUCUUGCUUACAAGCAAACGAGUUGCAGAAUAUUCUCUCCGAUAUUAUUACUGAAAUCCUUCCCUGGUCGUCUGUUUCAAGACACCAUUUUAGGUCAAAGGUCACUGUUAUACUCGAAAUAUUAUUACGGAAGUGUGGUUCUGCUGCGGUCAAACUGGUUAUCCCAGAGAAGUAUAAGGGUUUUCUCAAGACAGUUCUAGAGAAUCGGCAUGGUAAAUCCAGUGAAGCAGUCACUAAUGAUACAGAAAAUAUGCCUGAAGAUUCAUCUGCCAAGAGGCUAAAGUGGAGGAAGUCUGAAAGUUCAGAUACCCAAGAGAAAAAUUCUGUCAAACACAAAAAGAGAAAGAGGGACAAGAAAUUUGAGACAGACAUGCCUUUCAAAAAGGAACCCCGUAAGUCUACUAGCAAUGAUGGAUUCAGAUUGCCCAAGAGAAGUAAGCACUCUAAUGAUAAAAAUUCAAAUGUUGGAAGGUUAGAAGAAAAUAAAAAGGGUAUGAAAAGCCAGAACAAUAGAUUCACUGAAGUUGGUGGUAAGAGAAAGGUAAAACUGACAAGUAUGAAGGAUAAAACAGCUUCUUAUGCGUCUGUACGCCCUCCCAAGCCGCAGAAGCUAAAAAGGAAAUUCAAAAGAACUUGAUAUAUGAACUACACUCAAGCUCUUAAAACAUAUCCAAGAUAUAUAUCUCCCUGACCAUACAGGUGUUGAUAAUGUCAUUUAUCUGUAACUGCAUAUUCAAGAUGAGAGAUAGCAAGUAAAGGGCUAUAAGCGGGGAUUUUUGAAGUGUCUUCCCUGCUGAGCAAGCUCUAUAGAGAGGAAUUCGGCAGUGUUUUUCAAGCUUGAUGCUCGAAUCUCCUGCCUUACAAAAUGGAGAGCUGGUUACUGCAUGCAUAUUUUUUUGGCAAAGUUAAGAACCUGAUUAAAGUUGUUGUAAUGGAUUAUUGGCCCUGGUUGAUUAUGUAAAUAGGUAUGUUUUGCCAUCGGCAGAAUUUUUCCCCAACUGCUAGAUUUUGCAAGUCUUGACUGAUGGUUACCGAGUUAAUUCUUCAGUAUUGUUUGUAAUUUUUUU
This is a messenger RNA of Abrus precatorius (Indian licorice), 4064 nucleotides long. Its product is annotated as RRP12-like protein. The transcript is spliced from 18 exons. Lineage: Eukaryota; Viridiplantae; Streptophyta; Magnoliopsida; Fabales; Fabaceae. Bases 173 to 3634 code for a protein of 1153 amino acids. The record is from RefSeq and is a predicted model, not a curated record.